This is a messenger RNA of Eublepharis macularius, 5132 nucleotides long. RefSeq names its product alpha-N-acetylneuraminide alpha-2,8-sialyltransferase-like. The record is from RefSeq and is a predicted model, not a curated record. Gene Ontology annotation, biological process: N-glycan processing; oligosaccharide metabolic process. The coding region runs from base 3069 to 4214 and encodes 381 amino acids. Gene Ontology annotation, molecular function: alpha-N-acetylneuraminate alpha-2,8-sialyltransferase activity. The transcript has 8 exons. Lineage: Eukaryota; Metazoa; Chordata; Lepidosauria; Squamata; Eublepharidae.
UAUCUAUGCAUUCUGUUGAUGCCUGAAUGACUUUUGCAAUCAGUAGUUACUAUUUUUGUGUGCAUUUCAGAAUAUUUUACUAUAACUGACGCUUUAUAAAUGAUUGUCAUGAUUCUUUAUUGUUAGUAUAUCGCAGCUUAUUGUGUUGUUUGAGUAAAUUGAUCAUGGCACGUUUUUCUCUUGGCUGUUGCUCCCCGUGAUUCUCUCUUCUUUGUUUUGGAUACACAACCCACCCAAAGGCCAAGAGUCCCUGGAUGAAAGAUGGCCUAACAAGCCAGGGCCCUCCUCACAGUCCCCUAAGUAUGCAGGUCCGUAGUUUCCUUAAAGCCACUGUCUGUAGUUGUCCUACAGCCGCUUCCCUGGAAGCCUUGUCUUCUUGCAGAAUUUCAAGGGUAGUGCAGUUCCUAAGUUCCAGGCCACCAGUAGUGUCAAGAUCAGAUCUCAGGGCCAGUUUCUUCCCAGGGAUUGAAUUCAGCCAGCACACUAGGAGGGCACACACCAGGAGCAAUCAGCUCCCAUCCAAAAAGACGGUCUGAGGGCCAACCUCCUGUCCGGAAAGUGAGCAAGGCCCACACCAGAAGAAGUGACCUCAGCAACAAAGUCCUGAAGGAGAGUCCUGUAGAACACGCUGUCAUCAUCAUAGCUCCUGCCUGCAGCUUCUUCAACUAAGGCAUUUCCAGCUAUAGAACAGAUGCUUGGACCUAGUAGAAGAGCUUUUACCGCUCUUCUUUCCCAGUUCAAAACAAAUAAUCUUCACGCUCCACAAUCCACCAAGGUCAUAGUGAACAAAGUAGCUACAUACAUACAUACAUACAUACAUACAUACAUACAUACAUACAUACAUACAUACAUACAUACAUACAUACAUACAUACAUACAUACAUAAAAGGUAAAGGUGGUCCCCUGUGCAAGCACCAAGUCAUUACCCAUGGGGGGGAUGUCGCAUCACGACAUUUUCUUGGCAGACUUUUUAUGGGGUGGUUUGCCAGUGGACUCGAAUCUCAUUUAGCAAUGACAUUCUUCUCAAGAAACGAUCUCAAUAGUGUGCAGUGCACAGAAGGGGCUAUGCGAGAAAAAUAGAAUGUUCCAGGUUUAAUGCCUUUCAUCUACAGAAAAUCAUCUUUCUUAUUACUUUAUCCAUCUAUACAGUGAAAGUCAUGGCAGGAAGGCAAGCGACAAAUACUUUACAUUUAGAGAGUUCAAAGUGCUUUGCAUUGUUCAGGAGCUGUACAGUUCCUUAUUCAGGGGUCCAGAAAUUGUGGCAGGGCUUAACAACCAACGACUGUUUUUGACGAGUCAACUCCGUAAUCCUAUCUGACAACAAUGACACAAUAUAAUAGGUGUUAUUGCAGGAAGGAAGGUGAAGCGAGUUUUACGUAAACACCAGAGGUGGUGUUCUCUUCCAAGUUACUUGUUUUUACAGUUUCAUCUGUGAAUUCAUUCUGUGGCGUUUGAAGUUCCUCCACCCUUCUUGCAGUUUUUACCAUCCCUUCUUCUCUUCCCCCAUGCCUGCCAAUUUUUGUAGAACAUUCCCCUCUGAACAAGGAGCCCCAUAGAAGGAGACAGAUGCCCAGCCCAGCCCUGUGUGGUUCUCUCACACCUUCUUCCUAUUUCGUAUUCACAGCAGUUUGAAACUUAAGAACGGAAGGUGUUUGCUCAGUCUGUAUUGUGGUGGGAAGCAUUUCGAGCCACUUUACUGUCUUUGGUGGGGGGGGGAGUGUCUCCAUCUUCUCCCCCCUCCCCCCCCAGUUCCUGGGUUUUGCCUGGAAUCCCCGUAAAGAUGCCUACAGAACUCUCUUUUCUUAAGCAGAUACUUAACUAUUGGAAAUACUUGAAGGCCACCCUUUCUGUGGCACGUCCAAGGUGCAUUCAAACAUCACAGCUUCAACAUAUAAUAGCAAAACCCAAUGUAAUCAUCAGUGAGUGGCAAAUAGAAGCAGCAAGUAAAAGCAGCAGAUCCGAAGAAGGUGGGGUGGUUUGCCAUUGCCUUCCCCAGUCAUCUACACUUUACCCCCAGGAAACUGGGUACUCACUUUACCGACCUCGGAAGGAUGGAAGGCGGAGUCAACCUUGAGCUGGCUUCCUGAACCCGGCUUCCACCAGGAUCGAACUCAGGUUGCGAGCAGAGCUUGGGCUGCAGUACUGAAGCUUACCACUCUGUGCCAUGGGGCUCCAACAUCCAUACAUACAUUACAUACACUUGCCCCAGCAUGCAAAUUAAGCAGUUGCAGAAUACUGGUUAGUUUUGGUUUUACACACAACUCUAUUUUCAGAAGCAGGUUACUUUUAACAAAGUAAAGAAGCAGCAUACUUUUAAAGUAUGCUGCUUCUGUUUCAAGUGGGCAGUCCAGUUGGAGAAUAAGGCUUGGACCCUACAGAUGGCUGAUUUCCUGGUCAGGGCAUCUCUCCAAAAGGUUGCCAAGGCAGAGCAAAGCCACAGCUUGAGCCAAAGGGUUGGAAGGAGCAAACAAGCCAUGACAUGGUCCUUUCUUGUCCAGCCCCUUCGGAAACUCUCUCUCUGUGCGGUAUAUCAGUUUCCUGCAAGACUGGAGUUUGGAAAGGAGCCAUGUUCUUUUUUCUCCAGUACUUGGCCUGCGGGUUCGGCAUUGGAGCCUCACAUCGAGCGUGCUACCACCCUGAGUUCCUCAGUCUCUCCUACCAGGGGACUGUCUCCUUAUCCUAGACAACUGCCUUUGGGAUAUAGCUGCUGCAAGGAAAAAGACAACGCUUGGCCAGCAGCACUGGGCAUGUGCAAGAGGAAUCGUUGUAAUGCUUACACAGCGUUAAUUCUUUUGUGGCAUUUCACCAACUCGUUCUAAGUGGAUCUACUCAGAAAUCUGCUUGUGUCUAUUGAAUGGGGCUCACUCCCAGCAAAUUCCACAACGUUACUGUAUUGACAUUUGAAGCUGUAUGUGAUCUAUGAAUCUUGGUAGUGAGUGCUCUUUCUGUUUCGUUCUCCCUUGUAUGAAGCAGCUGCAGAUGACCAUCCCUGAAGGAUUCCGAACCCCAGCAGAUGCAAGAAGACGGUGAGACCCCUGACUUCUCCGGGGUCAGUUGGCUUCUGUGCUAUGUACCUUGACUUGCGCCCUGGGAAACGAAAGAUUGCGCUGGGCAUCUGUGUGGUUUUCUUCAUCAGCCUCACUCUUUCGUUGAUGCAGAGGACAAACAGAGACCAGGCCAUACCUCAACCGUUAGCAAAGUGCUGGAAACUGAAAGAGCUUCUUGGGACUGGAAAUGUAUUGGAAAAUAGGAGUAUUCUCAAUCAUAUGUCGUCCAGUGAUAAGGAGCUGGUUCAUGCAGUUGAGAAAUGGCCUCUAGAGGGAGAGGACAGAAAGAUUUUGGCGCAGCUGCUGCUCACACAAGAGUGCCCUUCGCAGCCUAAUGCCACAGCAUUGGCCCAGUACAGGGCAGAAUUAGGGCAAUGCUGCAAUGCUUCUUUCUGGCUUGCAGUCACCAAGGAAAACACGCCUCUGGGAUCAGACAUCCUCUUGGAUGGGAACGCAGGAAAGAAAAUUAAAGUGAAAACUGAGCUGAUGGACCUGCUACCAAAGAGAUCACCCUUCUCAGGCAUUCAGUAUGACCAGUGUGCUGUGGUGGGCAAUGGUGGAAUCCUCCAGAACAGCAGCUGCGGGCAAGAGAUCGACCAGGCAGAUUUAAUAGUGAGGUUCAACCUCCCUCUUAUGAACUGCUCUGUAGAUGUGGGGACCAAGACCGGCCUGGUUACCCUAAAUCCCAGCAUCCUUCAGGAGAAAUUCAAGAACCUGCAGGCACGCAGGAAGCCUUUUGCGGAUGCUCUGAGUCCUUACAGCAGCGCCUUGGUCUUCAUUCCUGCUUUCUCUUUUGUGGGCCACAGUGACCUCUCUUACAGAGCUCUGUAUACCAUGGAGGACUUCGGCAUGAUGCAGCGGGCUUACUUCUUGAACCCGCACUACCUGAGCGCCCUGAAGAAACACUGGAAAGAUCAGGGCUUCCACCCCCCGCGCCUUUCCUCUGGCUUUAUGCUCAUCAGCGUGGCCUUGGAACUCUGCAAGCACAUCACGCUCUAUGGCUUUUGGCCUUUCCCCCAUGACCUGGCCGACCAGCCAAUACCUCAUCACUACUAUGACAACGUUAUGCCCAAGCGUGGUAUGCAUGCCAUGCCCAGUGAGUUCUCACACUAUCUAAGAAUGUACGCCCAGGGUGUGCUACAGAUACGGCUAGGCAAAUGUUGGUGACGAAAUGGGGAAAUUACUUGACCAUGGGCAAAGAGGGGUCAGUCUCCAAUGACAGAUUGCAAAGCCUGAAGGUCACAGCACAGAGGCUGGGGAAAUAGCAUGGGCGAGUGCUUCAAGAAGGCCCUGCGGGAUGGAUUGCUUUGCAAAACCUUCUGAGGUUGCUGUCACUCUAGCCACUGGAGCUGAAAUCGCCACCCACCAUUUGCGCAGUUAUUUAUGAAGAAUCAGGACAAUGUCACUGGCAAACCUUUGCAGCUCAGUGUUUUUCCUGUUGGCCUCCUGUAUUUUUAAUGACUUGGUUUGUGGCCAUAUUCUUGUAUUUUAAUGGAAUUGCUGAGCUACAUGUUAUGAUUUGAGGUACUGUUUGGACGGGGCUUCAGCACUGGAAGGGAAAUCAUUGUUACUCUCCCCAUUCUGCCAAUCAAAAUUCGGCCCCUCAAAAAUGCUGGGUAGGGGAAAAAGAUGAGCGUGGGUGAGCCUCUCCUUUUGCACUAACAGGGGUAUUAGCAGCUCAGCAAAGAAGAAACAAUCAUCCUCUAUCCCGUUCCUCGUGACAGUAUCGCAAAAGAAAUUUUGCAGGCAACCAAGAACUAUAGCCAAAGAGCAAACAGCAGCUCAUGUUACAGGAAAUGGCCAGUGCACGGGCUUAUUUCUCUUUAUUAUUACAGCACUUAGCCAGUACGUUAACCAUAAAAUUUAAGUGCACAUUUUACAACCAUUUGAAACAUGAAGCAUAUAAGUAUAUACAAUUUAAAAACAAUUUCCUAAUAUCUAUCAACGGGCUUAUUUUUUGUGUUUAUGCAAUCCUUUGAAAAGCCACAGACAAUUUCCUGACAACUUUAUAACCGAUAACUUCCUUUUUCACAAGGUCUUUGACUGGAGAGCUCUUACUUUGUCCAAUAAAAAGCUUGUAACUGA